Molecule: messenger RNA, 3540 nt
Organism: Halteromyces radiatus
Lineage: Eukaryota; Fungi; Mucoromycota; Mucoromycetes; Mucorales; Cunninghamellaceae
Exons: 10
Coding region: 14-3409 (1131 amino acids)
Source: RefSeq, a predicted model, not a curated record
CUUCCAUGAUCUCAUGAGUGUAUAUCGAUCUAGCAAACGUCCACCACAUAUCGUUUUUCUAGUCGACACUUUACCAUUUAUACAUUUGGAAUGUAAAACAGACGAAGAAACAUUUGCUAGUAUUCAAGCCAUCAUUCUACGGAUUCUACUUUAUUAUGUAGAUAAUGUGGACGAUCGUAUUACUUGGGGCUUCCGUUUCUUCAAUACAAACAGUACUUCUAUUACCAUGUCCAAUCGUCGAUUCCAUCCUGUAUCUACUCAAUCUAUACAAGAAUUUGUCAAGGAACUAGGGACAAAGGUGCAUCAUGACCGUUUCAAAACAGCAGCAGAUAAAGAUAUGAUGGCAACUGUCAAAGUCGAUCCAACCAACAACAAUAAUGAUUCUUGUUUCUCUAAUCUUAAACAAACACUUAUGCAAACAUUAGCCGAAUUUCAAUGGAAGGAUAUUGAUCUCUUGGGUGCUUCUCCUCGGUCGCAACGUAUUCGAAACUCAGCAAAAGGUAGUACGAGUAGUCAUCAUGUUCGACGAGAUCAACCUGUGGUGCUCAACAAUUAUAUGUAUGUGAUAUCUCAUCGUCCUCAUACCCUCUCUGAUUUACGCCAUUAUAUUGAAGGCCAUCAUACCAAGAAAUCUAUUCAAACAAAGCUUACUCCACAAGGUGAUAUCAUGGAUGCUUUCCAUAGUAUUCAACAAAUGGCAGAUGAACUCAAACGUUGGUUAUGGGACGAUUAUGCAAAUCAUCAAAUAUCUAUCAAUUGGAUUGAUAGAGAAUCUUGGACAACACAAAAGGAAAUAGAUCGAUUUAUUCAACAAGGGUUUGAAUCUAUCAUGGAAAUGUUUGGUGGUCAUUUGAUACAAGAACCUAUGCUUCAAUAUGACUAUGAUUAUUUUGGAUUGUCCUUUGCCACUGUUUUUGAUCAUUACCGAUGUCGCCACAUGGAUGCUCCACCACAACUAAAACUUUCUAUGACUCAUCUCCAGCAACAAAAGAAGUUAACAAAUGUACCUGAAAACAUCAGCAAAUUAGAUACCCCGGUGUGGUCAGGCCCAUUGAUUUCCAACCUGGAGAAACUAGAACAAUGCCAAAUACAUGCCUAUCGUAUGAAUAGACAGAAAUUGAACCAUAAAACACAACCUGAUCAAGCCACUACUGAAGAAUUGGAGAAACCAACAGUCUUUGAUGGAAUGGAAUCAUUAAAAAUUAUAUCACUCUUGUACACGGAAGAAUUGCGACAAGGGAAAUGGAUACAGUUUUUGGAUGACACUAGUUACGCUCUUUGGUCCCCUAAUGUCGAAUUUUCAACUAUUAUCAAACUUCUACAAGAUCAACUGAUGGUCCUUCUUGUCAAAUUAUGUCCUUUGGAUGCAUCUAGACUUGAUACUUCAGUAGCAAUAGUGGAACCUAUUUUGGAUGGUUGUGCUUCCGUAACACCAUUGUUAUUUGACGGUGAUACUUUCCUAUCGAAUCCUGGUGAUCAAAAGGAUGGUUUACCAUUAGAGGAUGAUGUUUUUCCUUGGAAUCCUCCACUUGGGAGCAAUAUUAUUGGUUAUUCGAAACUCGGUACUCAGAAAUCCAUAUUACAAGAUUUAGACAAUGAUCAUGCUACUGAGUUCAAACUGGAUAUGGAAACUCUUCCUUGUGUGGAUAUAUUGUCGAAUGCAUUUUCAAGAUCAGUGAUUGAUGAUGUCAGGCCAUCAUUGAAUACGCUCGUAUCAAAACAAACAAAAUCAAAAGGAACAAUUGCAUCUACAAAUACUAUGCCAAACAACAUUGAUGAAUUCACUCAAACACUGCAGGAUCUUUAUCUUGAUACAUUAUACAGCUCAAAGUAUACCUUAUUAGAAUCAAUGACUUUACUUCUCUCUUAUGUGGAUCAUGCACUGGAUUCAAAACAUCAAGGCAACAUGGAUGGCUCUUUGGUAGUGGCUUCUUUACAAUCUUUGAUCAUGCUUUCUUCUGAAUUUGAUCAAAAACAUCGUACACGAAUUCCUGCAAUGGUGAACUCUGGUAUUGGUGAUGGAAAUGAACAAGAACACAUUUGUCUAUCUAGUUGGCUAAGACAUAUUCGAACUAAAUACGGUGACGACAUGGAGAAGGAAGAAUUAUCAUUUAAAGCACUCAAGAUUAGAGACGCCAAGCUUCAGAUCAUCCUUUUAUUGACCAUUAUCCGAGUCCAACAAGAACAACAACGAAACAGUUCUCAAAAACAAAAAUCAACCUCUAGAAAGAAAAAGCGAUCAGAUGGACGUGCCAACACAACGGAUUUAGCCAGUGAAAAUCCAGAAGAACAGGUAGAAAUUUAUUUUGAUCGAAUGUUCAUUUGGGAACAAGUAUCGAGUGUAGUUGGUUUUUUACAAGAACGUGAUGCUGAAGCCUUUGAAAAAUCAAAAAAACGACUAGAUCAAGCAGAUAUUUUUAUUCAUCAUUUUUGUGGUCAUUUGGAUAAAUGUUUCUCAAAAAAGUUACCUGAUCUGAUCAAAAAACUUUGGGCAAAAAUAGACAAGGAUGACAGCGAUGAUAUGGACGAUACAAUCCCUAUAGCCAACAAAAGAAGGAAGACCUUAUUGAAAAUGCGAAUGCGUGGUGAUAUAGCUGGGGAAACAGUGACGGCAGACUGGAUAUCUUCUCCUCCUAUCAGUGAUAGUCAGAAUUCACAACGACAACAAGAACAACAAGAAGAUUUGGAAUACAAGGCUGUACAUCAAAUGGAAUCACCGUCUUCUGGUGCAUCAAAGCGAAAGGAGACUAUGUUCCCCAUAUUACCCUUCAUGAAACGCGAAAUCAUCAUGUCCAAGACAAUCAACGCCAACAAAGGGAAGCAGCAAUCAACAAUGGAUGCGGACAAGACUGGAAAUGUAGAUAAAUCAUCGGAGACUUCAUCCAAACCAAUGAUUCGACGAACUGGAAGCUUCACUAAAAGUGCCAUUUCUCCAAAACGUUCUGCCAAACGAAAACCAACCACGGAAACAAACACUGUCGUUUUACGUAAACGUCAAGUUCAUUCACCAACGACGCCCAGGACUAGACUAGCAAGAGAAUUCGGUAUAUCUUUGACCCCACAACUAAUGACAGAAACCAACAACAACGCGAUCCAAUUAUCACCCGAGUCAACAUCCACUUCACUUUCCACAGAACUAGAUGCAAUGACAAAUCGACCAAGGACAAAUCGUGAAUUAGGUAUUGCAGUAUCACCAGCAAGAUCGGCAGCUCGCAAGAUCAUUGGCGUUAAAUCUCCUCGAAUACACCGAAAUAAACGACGUGAUCAACAUGGUGUAGACAAAUCGACAACAAUCACUGUUCCUCGCAACUUGACGACAGCAUUACUGGCAGCUCGAUCGCCUUCCAAUGAUCAACAUCGUACAAAACCAAAUAUCAGCAAGGCGUUUAGUAGUUUAUUUGAUGAAUGAUAAUUUAUAGUCAUUGAUGGAUUCAAUAAAAACGAAAAACAAUCGAUUUAUGUACAUAGAUUUUUUAUUUUUUUACGACUUUUUUGUUUUAUGUGUAGGAUGAGAUCUUUUUUUUUUUUUUUUUUUUUUUU